Drosophila busckii is the source of this 3880-nucleotide messenger RNA. It is a transcript of the gene stl, whose product is annotated as A disintegrin and metalloproteinase with thrombospondin motifs 16. The coding region runs from base 316 to 3681 and encodes 1121 amino acids. Gene Ontology annotation, biological process: extracellular matrix organization; proteolysis. Gene Ontology annotation, molecular function: metalloendopeptidase activity. The record is from RefSeq and is a predicted model, not a curated record. Gene Ontology annotation, cellular component: extracellular matrix. The transcript is spliced from 10 exons. Lineage: Eukaryota; Metazoa; Arthropoda; Insecta; Diptera; Drosophilidae.
GAUCGCUGCCCGGGCUUUGUCCGUUUCGUUUGUGUAUUAGAGUGGGCCACCGAUUUAAUAAGCUGACCUCUAGAUAAACCAAGAUUCCACUGUAUCAUGUGUGUGCACUAUUUUGAUUUUUAUUGCAAAUAAAACAAGGUGAUGACGCAAAUGAUGAGCAACAACAUAAAUUAAUUUCGGAUUGCGCAGCAGAAUCUACGAAAGUCAAAAAGAGCAAUCAAAGCAAAGUUGUCAUAUUUUGCAACAAAGAGUCGCGUGUAAUUACAACAAUUACAAAAGUAGCAAGUACUUUAAGUGAGUUUGUAACAAAUGUAAAUGAAAUCAUUACAAGCCGGGAGGGUGCCUGCAAAUAACAAUAAUUGUGCGUUAAGCAAGCGUCGCGUCGUUAUGUCUGUGACUGCAGCUAAGACUAAUCGCCAGCGAUCGCAUUGUCAACGCUGGUGCCUAAUUGUCUUGGCCAGCCUCUGGCUCGCUGCCACUGCCCACGCUAGUGCUAAUGGCGUGCACAUCGAGCUGCGACGUCGACGCAGCGUCCAUUGGAAUGGCAUUGAGCUGGAUGAGAACGGACUGCUACAGCAGCUGGCGGCGCACGAGCGAGCGCUGCUCUUUGGCUCAGCAACUGUGCCCGAAUUCAAAUUCGUGCAUUUAGAUCGCCGCAGUGCACAGCAGGAGCGACGGCCACGCCAACGCCGCAGUGCAGCGCAAGCCAGCGGCCCGUUGGAGGCAAAGCUGCAGUUGCAACAGACGUCGCAGCUAAUCGACGAUGCCUUCAUCUUCAUACGGCGCACAGCCAACGGCACGCAACUCGUGGAGCAUUCACCCAAGUUGCUGCAGCGUUUCGAGCGCUGCUUCUAUCGCAGCGCCUGGGCAGCCUUGGACCUCUGCGAUGAUCAGAGCGUGCGCGGAGUGUUUCGGCAGAACGCGAGCAACUUUGUCGUUCAUCCGCUGCCUGCGCGCUUUGGCCCAGCUGCCCAUGUGCUCUACCAGGCGCGCUUAGAUAAGAGCAACAGCAACAGCAACAGUCAGUCGACGCCGUUAGAGAGCGUGCAGUUCGAGCCCAAUGCAGCGGAAUUCAACGAACCGCAGCAGCAUCAACAGCAACAGCAACAGCAGCAGCAGCAGCAGCAACACUCGCGUCGCAAAUCGCAAUCGCAGCUACGUCUGCGCUAUCAGCCGCGGCAUCAUCAUCAUCAUUAUGAGCAGCCAGCAAAGCAAUUCGAUGCGCAGCGACAUCGACGACACAUUGGAGGUGGGCCACGUGCCUGGGGCACGCCACACGAGCUGCAUAUAGAGACGGCGAUCUUUGUGGACAGCGAUUUGUAUCGCCACAUGGAGAGCAAUUACCCCAGGGAUACGGAGAGUCAGCUGGUGCGCUUUGUGCUGGCCAUGAUCAAUGGUGUGCAGCUGCUCUAUCAUCAUCCGACGCUGGGCAGGCGCAUUAACUUUGUGCUGAAGCGCUUGGAGAUCUUUCGCAAGGAUCCGCCCGAUCUGCAGCGCUCCAGGGACGUUGACACCUAUCUGGGCAACUUUUGCGAGUGGCAGCGUGGCUUCAAUCCCAUCUCGGACGCCAACACGCUGCACUAUGAUCAUGCCGUCAUACUAACCGGCUACGAUCUCUACGUGCUGGACAACGGCAAGGUCAACAGCCAGGUGGUGGGACUAGCUCCAGUGGCGGGCAUGUGCUCGCCCAACAACUCGUGCACCAUCAACGAGGGCAAGCACUUUGAGAGCGUCUUUGUGGUGGCCCAUGAGAUUGGACACAAUUUGGGCAUGCGCCACGACACGCAGGACAACAGCUGCGACUCCAGUCUGCACAUCAUGUCGCCCACUUUAGGCAGCGGGAAGAUCACGUGGUCCAAGUGCUCGCGCACUUAUCUGGAGGAGUUCAUCAGUCGCGGCCAGGCCGAGUGUCUCUUCGAUCGCGGACAGAUCAAGGCGAAUCUGGAUCACAACGCCGAGGGCAUGUUGCCGGGCGAGCGCUUCGAUGCCAACCAGCAGUGCAUGCUCAAGUAUGGCCACAACUCCAAGCGCGCCGCCAGCCAGAGCAAGUCUGACAUUUGUCACGAUUUGCACUGCCAGCGCGAUCGACUCACCUGGACUUCGCAUCCAGCCUUGGAGGGCACAGAGUGCGGCGAUCGCAUGUGGUGUCGUGGCGGCACCUGUGUGCUGCGUCCCAGCCACGAGACGGCGCUGACUUCGCUCAAGCAGCUGAGCGGCCUGGCCAAGCCGAGCUUUGAGAAGAACGCUGGCGUGGCAGAGUCCAGCAAGAUGACGCAACUGCUGCAGGAGUACGAGACAAGAGGCAAUGAGCUGCCGCGGGAGGGCGACAGCGCCUGGAGCGAGUGGGGCGAGGCCGGCAGCUGCGACUCCGGCUGUUUGAUUGGCGCCGGCAAUCGUGAGGGCAGCACCGGGCUGCGCAUUUUCAAUCGCAGCUGUCUCAACUAUCGCCAGCGCUGCCGCGGACGCGAUCGCAAGUUCGAGAGCUGCAUAGCCAAGCAGUGCUACGGCGUGGCCAAACAGACCAUUGCCGACUUCGCGACGAGAGUUUGCAAGCAGGCGCGACUCUCGGACAACGAACUGAGCGGCGAGGGGCAGCAGCUGGUGGGCAGCAUUGAGGACUCGUGCAAGGUGUUCUGUCGCACCAAGAGCAACGCCACCAAGUCGCGCCGCUGGACCUUUCCCGACGGCACCAGUUGUCGCGCCAAGCACUACACGGCCGAUGACGUUGGCUACUGCAUUGCGGGACGUUGCGAGCUCUUCUCCUGCCACACGUCCAGCAACAACUUCUUCAGGCUGGGCCGCAGCUACUGCGCCUACAAGGGCGCGCGUCCCCAACGCGACUCCGCGGAGCAGCAGUCCAGCUACCACAACAAUGUGAGCUAUUGGCGCAACUCGAAUCGCAAUCGCAACGAGAAUGAGGUGGCCGUGCGCAGCUUCCAGGCACAGGAUAAUCACAUGUCGCAUUCGCAGCCGUACAAGGCCAGGUAUCCAUACUCCAUGCCGAAUGACGAAUCGCAGCUGGAGCACGAGUGGCAGGUGAUUUCUGGUUGCCACUCCAACUGCAUGACAGAGUCAAAGGGCAUGCAGGUGGUCAGAUCUCGUCACUCGGGAGAGCACAACAUUCAGCUGUGUACGCAUAAGGCGAAGCCCUGCGAGCAGCUGCAGACGCCGGCGGAGUAUGCGGAGCAAACCUGCGCCCGGUACAGUCGCAAGGUGGACGGCUUGUCUGGGCAUGGAGCGCAGAUCUCUGCCAGCGUUGAGGAGCCGGAUCGCAGCUGUCGCGUCGGCUGCCAGGAUGAGUUCAUCAAGUACCGCUACUAUCUGGUCAAUGGCCAGAAGGGACACUUUCCCAUUGGCACGCGCUGCUCGCAGCUGGGCCAUCGCUACUGCGUCUAUGGCAAGUGCCUGGAGUUUGGCCACGACAACCUGCCGCUGCAGCAGUCGCAUAUUAGCCUUGCCCUGUUCCGCAGCAAGCGCCAGGCGCCGCAGCAGUCGCGCCAGAAGCGCAGCUUUCUCCACUACGCGCCUGUCAACAUAACGGAGACCAUUACGCAGGAGUUUCUCAACAGCAUUGUGAACAGUAUUAUAGACUUUGAGCGGCACCGAGCGGUUGAGGCUGGCGACAACAUCGAACUCUCCAAUCCUAUACACGUCUCUGCAGACGAACUGAGCAACCACUGAAUCCAUAGAAUUCUAAAUGCGCCUUAGCCUAAGUUACAAUCGCUAAGUAUAAUCUUAAGCGAGCUGAAAUAUUCUUAUAGACAAACGUAUAUAUGUGUGUGUGUGUGUGUUGCAUGUGACUGAAAAAUCGCUUAGAAUCCAUUUAUAGUAUAUAAUAGAAAUACAUUUAUAUGUAUAGUUAACUUUUAAUUAAAAUUUU